Molecule: messenger RNA, 285 nt
Organism: Alternaria atra
Lineage: Eukaryota; Fungi; Ascomycota; Dothideomycetes; Pleosporales; Pleosporaceae
Exons: 4
Coding region: 1-285 (94 amino acids)
Source: RefSeq, a predicted model, not a curated record
AUGGCGACUUCUGAGAUGUCGCAGUGGCUGCAGACGGCCACAAAGAAGCGAACGAUACGGGACGAUGCCAUACAGAAAUUUACCGAUGCUCAAGCAGCGCCAACCGAGCAACCCAAUGGAAGCAGCGAAUCUCAGAGCAAUCAAAACUUGACAGCCAUUGGCGAUGCCGAAAUCAUCCUUGAGGCCAUUAUGUCGCGUGCUGUGACGGCAUCGCAGCUGCUCUCUGCCUAUAUCAACCGCGCCAUAGACGCCCACCAACGAACGAACUGGCACGUGCUCAACUGA